This is a messenger RNA of Populus trichocarpa (black cottonwood), 1481 nucleotides long. RefSeq lists its product as uncharacterized. Lineage: Eukaryota; Viridiplantae; Streptophyta; Magnoliopsida; Malpighiales; Salicaceae. The transcript has 2 exons. The record is from RefSeq and is a predicted model, not a curated record. Gene Ontology annotation, cellular component: cytosol. Bases 261 to 1205 code for a protein of 314 amino acids. Gene Ontology annotation, molecular function: protein-folding chaperone binding.
AAAUCAGGGACUGAGUGAUAUAUAUUACUCUUAAAAAUAUCCAUCGGAUCGCGUUAACAACACUCUAAUCCUCCUGCUGGUUCGCACACCCCGCCGACCGCCGGUUUUCUAGUCCAAGUAAGAAAAGAAAAAAAAAAGGAAAAACCCCCACAAACACGGGAGGAGCCAUACACCCUGUCUUCUAGUCUGGUCUCUUCCUCUCCCUCUCUGCAUUUGAUUUUGCUGUUCGAAUAGGAAAGAAAGAAAGAAAGAAAGAAGAAAUGGGUUUUGAUUACUACAACGUACUGAAACUGAACCGCAACGCAACAGAAGAUGACAUGAAAAAGGCUUACAAGAGACUGGCAAUGAAAUGGCAUCCAGACAAGAACCCUGUAAACAAGAAAGAGGCAGAAGCCAAAUUCAAGCUUAUCUCCGAAGCUUACGAUGUCCUAUCAGACCCUAACAAGCGUCAGAUCUAUGAUCUCUACGGUGAAGAAGGCCUCAAGUCUUUUGAUCAAGCCCCCCCUCCCAAUACCAACGUCGGCGCUUCUUUCAAGUUCAAUCCGCGUGACGCCGAUGAUAUUUUCUCCGAAUUCUUCGGAAGUGGCGGAUCCGAUGGUGUUGGCAAGGGUUAUUUUAGGAAUAAUAAUCAUAAUAGUUAUGGGGCCGAGGUUAACAGGAAAGCGGCGCCCGUUGAGAGCAAGUUGCUUUGCACUUUGGAGGAGCUUUAUAAAGGUACCCGAAGAAAGAUGAGGAUUUCCCGUUCUGUUCCUGAUGACUUCGGGAAGCCGAAAACAAUCGAGGAAAUCUUAAAGAUAGACAUCAAACCUGGCUGGAAGAAGGGCACAAAAAUCACUUUUCCUGAGAAAGGCAAUCAAGAACCUGGUACCAUCCCCGCUGAUCUUAUUUUUGUGGUGGAUGAGAAGCCCCAUCCUGUUUUCAAGAGGGACGGGAAUGAUCUGGUGGUCAAUCAGAAAAUGUCACUACUGGAGGCUCUCACGGGGAAAACCAUCGAAUUGACAACCUUGGAUGGAAGAUAUCUCACAGUCCCUGUAUCGGAUAUUGUCAAACCGGGUCACGAGGUCCUUAUCUCGGAUGAAGGAAUGCCCGUCUCAAAAGAGCCCAACAAGAGAGGAAACCUUCGAAUCAAGUUUGAUAUCACAUUCCCAUCAAGACUUACCGCGGAACAGAAAUCUGACCUCAAGAAAGCACUAUCUGACAAUUAAUUCAGAGUUCAAAAUCUGGGCUGUCACUUGUCCAUUCAACACCAACCAUCGAUUUAAGUUAAUUACAUUAACGCUGAUUAUCAAUUUAAGUCAAUUGAAUGUAAAUACUUUAAUUUUUUUACACUGUUCUAGUGUAAGAUUGUGCAUAUUAGGAAGAAAGCUUGAAGCUUUUUGUGAAUCUCCGUGCUAUCAUUGGUAUAAUGUGGCAUGGAUGAACCUGUAAUCCUUGACUAUUGGCCAAGCUGCCGCCAGAUGACAGGCGCCUUCUGCUCAAAA